CAAAGCCCAACCACGCCUACUCCGACGGCGAUAUGCUCCUCGUCGACGGCGAACCCGUCACCUCCUCCUCCGCCCUCUCCGGCUCCUCCCGCACGGGGAGCAGCGGGAGGGAGCUCGUGGCGGCGCUCAUGGGAAACCCCGGGCUCUGCGCCGCGUCCGAACGGCUCAGGGCCACUCCGGAGAGGCGGAUAUCGUCGGGGCCUGAGGGGCCCAGGAACGUGUACGUGUUCCAGAGGGAGUACGCCACGGUGGAUCCGGCGCGCGUAGAGUUAGUGGGCACAGAUGAGAUGACUACAUGUGUGGGUGUUAUUAUUCGUAACAACAAGACUGGAAUGAUUUCAAUUAGCCAUAUGGACUUUCCAAAGAUUGUAGAAGGAGGGUUCAAACAGAUGCUAGAAUUACUUGGUGCUGACAAUGCACCAUUUGAUGUUCACCUGAUUGGUGCCUUCGAUGAUUCGUCUACGAAGAUUGAAUUCAUAACUUGUUGGGUAGUCCAUUCUUCUGGAGGGAAGCGCAACAAGCAGGAAGGAUACUCCCAUCCACUUUGCUGCAAGAUAGUUGAAGUGUUGCAUAAAUACGAGCAACAAUUCCACCUUCGGUCUUUUUGUGUUCUUGGGAACAACACUAUGACUGAUUCUUAUGGCAAUGCACGACCAAUAGUUGGUGGGUUUGUGAUGCAAACAUCAUCUGGGGUUGUCACUCCUGCAAGCUUUGAAAUGGCUUCAAGGUGUCCUGAUGAAAUAGUCAGAAGAAUUCGUGUGAGUGUUUCUUCUUAUGAUCCAAAUUGGAAAGCAAAGUUGCUGGAGACUUACGACACACAUGCUGAUAUUUUCCAAAUUGCCCCUACCCGCUGGAUGCCAGACUGGGCAGAAAUAGCAUUCUCACUUAACGAGCUUUCUGACUCUGAAGUCUUGCUUCAGUGCUCCACUUCUCCAGCUGCAGAACCACCUCAUUUUGUGGAAACCGACAGAAGGAAAUGGAAAUACUUGAUGGAGAAUCCAGACUGGGAAGACACAUUUCCAAAGUACAGCCCCCGGGUCUUCCAUCGGACCAAUGAUGGAAGUUGGUCAAGGCAAUCUUAGCAUCAUCAUGUUAUUGUCAUUUAUUGGUGCUCUACAAGCGGAACAAAAUAAGCCUCAUUAGCAGCAGUGAUAGAUUAUGGUCACACCAGGACUUCUUCAAUCGCAGUCAAUUUCUCCAUAUCCGUAUGGUCCUUUUACCUUCAGUUAUCACAUGCAUUUGCCAUAGAUGAUUCGAGAAUUACCUGGAUUCUCCAUGAAAUGUGUAUGGUGAGAAUCCGGUCUGAAGUCAAUGCAUUAAGCAUGGUUUGGUGUGUUU
This is a messenger RNA of Lolium rigidum, 1338 nucleotides long. RefSeq names its product protein N-terminal asparagine amidohydrolase-like. The transcript has 9 exons. The record is from RefSeq and is a predicted model, not a curated record. Gene Ontology annotation, molecular function: protein-N-terminal asparagine amidohydrolase activity. Lineage: Eukaryota; Viridiplantae; Streptophyta; Magnoliopsida; Poales; Poaceae. Gene Ontology annotation, cellular component: nucleus. Gene Ontology annotation, biological process: ubiquitin-dependent protein catabolic process. Bases 33 to 1082 code for a protein of 349 amino acids.